This is a messenger RNA of Chanos chanos (milkfish), 966 nucleotides long. Its product is annotated as E3 ubiquitin-protein ligase TRIM47. Gene Ontology annotation, molecular function: zinc ion binding. The coding region runs from base 25 to 966 and encodes 313 amino acids. The transcript is spliced from 4 exons. The record is from RefSeq and is a predicted model, not a curated record. NCBI's taxonomy places the organism in Eukaryota, Metazoa, Chordata, Actinopteri, Gonorynchiformes, Chanidae.
UCUCUCUCUGUCUGUCAGAUCAGGAUGGCAGGAGCAGGUGAACCAUUAUAUCAGGAUCAGUUUAUCUGUCCGAUCUGUUUAGAUCCACUGGAGGAUCCAGUCACUAUUCCCUGCGGACACAGUUACUGUAUGGGCUGUAUUAAGGGCUGCUGGGAUCAGGAGGAACCAAAGGGAAUCUACAGCUGCCCGCAAUGCAGACAAACCUUCAGCCCAAGACCCGCUCUCAACAAAAACACCAUGUUUGCUGAAGUGGUGGAGAAACUAAAGAAGACAGGACUUCACGUUUCCGCCCCCGCUCGCCGUCACGCGGAACCCGGAGACGUGGAGUGUAGCGUGUGCAGCGGACGUAAGCUCAGAGCGGUCAAGUCCUGUUUCGUGUGCUUGGAUUCAUAUUGUGAAAUUCAUUUCAGAUAUCACGAAGAACUGCACUCCGGAAAGAAGCACAAGGUUAUCGAUGCCACCAGAGACCUCCAGGGGGCAGUGUGCUCUCUCCACGACGGGCUGAUGAACCUUUACUGUCACACUGACCAGAAAUGCAUUUGCCAACAGUGCGCAGUAGAGGAACACAAGGACCACGUUACCAUAACAACUGUCGCCAAGAGGACGGAGGUCCAGAGACAGCUGGGAGAGGUACAGAAGGAGUUCCAACAGAAAAUCCAGGAGAGAGAGAAAGAAGUACAGGAACUGAGAAAGGCAGUGGUUCUCUGUAAGCGGACCGCGCAAGCCGCAGUAGACAACAGCGAGAGGAUCUUCACCGAACUGAUCCAGUCUGUUGAGAGAAAGCGCCGCGAGGUGACAGACCUGAUCAGAACUCAGGAGAAGGCCCAACUGGGUCGGGCCGAAGGACUCCUCGACCGACUGGAGCAGGAGAUCGCUGAGCUGAGGAGAAGAACUUCUGGUCUCGAUCAGCUUUCGCACGCGAACAAUGACGUCCACUUCCUCCGGACCCAGCCGGCGUCGCUGUGA